This is a messenger RNA of Notechis scutatus (mainland tiger snake), 1018 nucleotides long. RefSeq names its product tubulin folding cofactor A (gene TBCA). Gene Ontology annotation, molecular function: beta-tubulin binding. The record is from RefSeq and is a predicted model, not a curated record. Gene Ontology annotation, biological process: post-chaperonin tubulin folding pathway; tubulin complex assembly. Gene Ontology annotation, cellular component: microtubule cytoskeleton; cytosol. NCBI's taxonomy places the organism in Eukaryota, Metazoa, Chordata, Lepidosauria, Squamata, Elapidae.
UACGUUUAUUUCGCGCAUGCGCUUUAACCUGUGAACGCUGUCGUGCUGCUGGUCGUGGGGUCUCUCUUCCCUUGUUACCUGUUUUGUAUCCGCAUUUCGUUUCGUCGCCGCUGCCCGUUUUCGCUUACGCCCCCCGUCUCCCCAUGGCCGACCCUCGCGUGAGACAGAUCAAAAUAAAAACAGGCGUAGUAAAACGCUUGGCAAAAGAAAAGGUUAUGUAUGAAAAAGAAGCAAAACAACAAGAAGAAAAGAUUGAAAAGAUGAAAGCUGAAGAUGGAGAUAACUAUGCAAUUAAAAAGCAGACUGAGAUUUUGCAAGAAUCUCGAAUGAUGAUUCCUGAUUGCCAACGCCGACUAGAAGCUGCACAUUCUGACCUUGUUCAACUAUUAGAAAAUGAAAAAGAGUUGGAAGAAACUGAAGAAUAUAAAGAUGCACAAUCAGUACUGGGAUCAAUUAAGUUAGAAGCCUAGACUGAUUUUUCACUACGUAAUGGAUAUGCUUCAAUGUUGGGUCCGUUGCUAUCUUUUACAGUUUGGUCAUUGCUGUAUAUUUGUUCUAGUAGUAAUAAGAAUGAUAGUGUACUAAAAUUGUAUCUUAUGCCAUAACAAAUUAUUUCGUUCUUUUAAUUUUUUGAGGGCAGCAUUGUAUAAUCAUACGAGGUAAAAUAAAAAUUUAAAAUCAAAACAAAAGAGCAUUUUUCUAAUUAUUUUUAGCAUAAAUAAUAUAGCCAGGAUUGAAUCCUGCAUUCUCUCCCCCAAAUAAAGGGUACUGUUUCUGAUUCUCAUUUGCACAUAAUUUUCAGGAAUUUACUAAUAUCCAGAAUCCAAGGCUUUUAUCCAGUGAAGCCAAUGAUGGGCAACAUGCAUCAGUAGCUUUCCCUCAGUGUAACUGGUAACAAGAAAUACAGGUAGUCCUCGACUUACAACAGUUCAAAGUCACAACAGCACGAAAAAAGUGACAUGACCAUUUUUCACAGUUGCGGACAUUGCAGCAUCCCCCAUGGUCAUGUGAUUUACAU